AUGUCAGAACUAUAUUUAAGAAUAGUAAAGACAAGAUUAUAUCCAAUUACAAAGAUUCAAUGUAUUUUUGGUUUGAUUAUAUUUAUUUUAAUUAUUUUAUUUAUUUUUCAAAAAGAAUUGAAAUUGAAAAAGAUUUAUGAAGAAUCUUCUCGAAGUAUACCAGUAUUAAUGAGAAGAUCCGAGAUUGAAUUACUUUCAUUAUAUGAAAGAGAAUUGCCUCGUGUAGAAAAAGAUAUAUUUCAACCAAUUUUUCAUAAUCAUUAUUUGACAUUAAAAUUAAACUUAACAUCAAUGGGAAAGAAUUAUUUAAAUUAUUUCAAAAAUGGUUCCAACGAGAAAAUUGAUUGUCUUAAAAUAACCUGUUUAAAAAAUUCGAAAAAUAUUAAUGAUUUUCAUCCAAUUUGUCAUAUUUAUUUGAAUAUUCGUGUGACAAUAUUAAAUUUUACAGAAAUAUAUUUGACAUUUUUAUCGAAAAAUUCGAGUUGUUUAUUAUCAUUAACGUAUAAACAUGAUAUUAUAUCUCUUGAUAUUCAUCAAAUGUUCUUAGUUAAUGAUAAAUUUCGUUUUACGUAUCAAUGGUUGAAUUUUGAUCAAGAAAAAUUAUUCUCUUGGUCUCAAUGGCCUUUAACAAUGAAAUGUUUAAAUUCAGAUUUAAAUAAUUUAUCUAAAAAUGAAAAUCAAUCUUCAAAAUUAAAUUUCAAUGCAUUUCAAUGUUCUUCUGUAGAUAUUUUAAUUCAUUCGACUUCAAGAGAAUUAUUUGUUAGAGAACAAGAAGCUGUUUCAUAUUGGUUUGAUUUACAAAAUAAUGCGUCAAUUAAUAAGACAAUUUUGAAUAAAAACAAUAUUUCAAUUAAAACAAGACGUCUAGUUCCAUUUGAAAUAGCAAAAAAUCAUAAAGUAUGUUCAGAAAAAUUUCAAAAUUGGAUUUUAAAUUAUCAAAAAUGGCAUGAAAAUAUUACUUUCAAUAUUAAUAAUCGAUCAAUGACAUUUGAACAACAAUUUCAACGUAUAAUUGAACUUAAUGUUCGUUUCUUAAUCUAUGAAAAACCUACAUCAGGUAUUGCUGAUCGAAUAAUUCAUUUCAUCUCAAGUUAUUUAAUAGCUUUAUUAACAAAUCGAUUAUUUAUAUUUGAUAAAAAUUGGUCAGAAUUUAUAGAUGCUACACAAUCAAGUUUAAAUUAUCAACCAGAAUUUGUUAUUCCUUGGUUUUCUCAAUUUGAUAUAAUUACGAAAAAUUUAUCUUUAAAAAUUCAAAAUAAUUUAACAAUAAAAGAUUAUUCAUUUUCUCUUGAACGAUAUAAUAAAGAUUAUGAUUAUGAAAAAGAUUUUCCUGAACGUAUUCUUAUAUUUAAAGGUCAUACAGGAUGUGUAGUACAUACAAUUAAAUCAAAAUCAAGUAUUUAUAGAAAAUUUUUAACUAUUGAUCUUGAAAUGAAUCCAGAAAAUAUUUUUGGAUGCCUUUAUCAUUCUCUUUUUACUUAUCGUUUAUCUGCAUUGAUCAAAAGAGUUCCAUUAAUUUCUUCAAAUAAUCAAUUAGGUCAUUCACCUCAACAAAUUUUACAAACACUUUUAUCACCGAGAUUUUUUCCAAUUGGAAUUCAAAUUCGUGCUGGAGAUCAAACAAUGACUCGAACAAAUGCUUCUUUUAAUGAAACAAUAAUUCUUAAUAAAUUUGAAAACUUUUUUACAUGCUCUCAACAAAUAAUUAAUACAAAUAUAAAAUUAUUUCGUGAAACAAAUCAAAUUCCAAUUGUUUUUCUUGUAUCUGAUGAUAUUCAAAUACGUCAAGCUGCUUUAAAACGUUGGAAAUUCUCAUUAGAAUAUUUUCAAUCAUUUGACAAUAAAUGUCAAUCAAAUAAUAGUAGCUUAAAUAUUUUAGCGAAUUCCAAUCCAGUUUUUCAUAUAUCAUAUGCAAAUGAUCGAAUAUUAGCCUUUCAAUUAGGAAUAUUUGAUAAUUUUCUUUUUAGUUUAUGUGAACAACAUAUAUUUAGUACAGAGAGUGGAUUUGGUCGUUUUGCAGCUUUUGCAUCUUUAAAACUACGAAAUAUUUAUUCAUUCUUUCGUCAUGAGCAAUCUUCUUGUCAAAAUCAAAGUGUGCCACUUGUAAUUGCAGGUUAUCAUUGGUCGGGAAUUUAA
Molecule: messenger RNA, 2136 nt
Organism: Rotaria sp. Silwood2
Lineage: Eukaryota; Metazoa; Rotifera; Eurotatoria; Philodinida; Philodinidae
Source: the annotation of a GenBank genome assembly